AUGCCCCCCGCGCCCGAUGGCAAAAUCUAUUCGGCAACCUACAGUAAUGUUCCCGUCUACGAGUGCAAUGUCAACGGCAACCAUGUCAUGCGCCGUCGCGCCGACGACUGGAUCAACGCCACUCACAUCCUCAAGGUAGCCGACUACGACAAGCCUGCGCGUACCCGUAUCCUUGAGCGCGAAGUCCAGAAGGGCGUGCACGAGAAGGUCCAAGGUGGAUAUGGUAAAUACCAAGGCACAUGGAUACCCCUCGAGGAGGGGCGACAUCUGGCAGAGCGGAAUGGUGUGCUGGACAAGAUGCGCGCCAUCUUCGACUACGUCCCCGGUGACCGGAGCCCUCCACCUGCGCCCAAGCAUGCGACAGCUGCCUCAAAUCGCAUGAAGCCUCCAAAGCAAACCGCUGCGGCUGCUGCUGCCGCGGCCCGGAAUGCCUUUGUAACUACAUCCGCGCAGUCUCAAGUUAGCGAAGAGCCCUACGAGGCCUCUCAGAUCAGAUCGCAGAUCUUCCGCGAGGAGACGCCGGAUAACGAGACUGUCAUUUCGGAAUCCAUGUUGGGUGACGCCGAUAUGCUGGAUUCUUACUCAACGGGCGGAGGCAGAAAGCGCAAGCGGGGGAUUGACCAGAUGUCUCUUCUGGAUCAGCAGCAUCAAAUAUGGGCCGAUCAGCUACUGGACUACUUCAUGUUGCUAGACCACGAAUCCGCCGUCUCCUGGCCCGAACCACCGCAGAGCAUAAACCUCGACCGGCCGAUCGAUGAGAAGGGACACGCAGCCAUGCACUGGGCAGCGGCGAUGGGUGAUGUUGGGGUAGUAAAGGAGCUGAUACACCGAGGAGCACGCAUCGAUUGCCUGUCGAACAACCUGGAGACACCCCUAAUGCGCGCCGUCAUGUUCACGAACAACUUCGACAAGGAGACUAUGCCCAGCAUGGUCAAGAUCUUUCAGCAGACGGUUCAUAGGACAGACUGGUUUGGCAGUACCGUCUUCCAUCACAUCGCGGCGACCACCAGCAGCUCGAACAAGUACGUUUGCGCAAGAUGGUAUCUUGACUGCAUCAUCAACAAACUCUCAGAAACCUGGAUACCAGAAGAGGUUACUAGGUUACUUAAUGCAGCAGACCAGAACGGAGACACAGCCAUCAUGAUUGCUGCGCGAAACGGCGCGAGGAAAUGCGUACGAAGUCUGUUGGGACGCAACGUCACAGUCGACAUUCCUAACAAAAAGGGUGAGACGGCAGACGAUCUUAUUCGAGAGCUCAAUCAACGACGACGAAUGCAUGGACGCACGAGGCAAGCUUCAUCGUCACCGUUCGCUCCACCACCAGAACACCGACUCAACGGACAUGUACCGCAUCUAGAUGGAGGACCACUGAUUCCAGUACCAUUCCCCAGCAUGGCUGUUCGAGAACCUGUUCAGUACCGCUCACAGACGGCCUCACAUCUCAUGACCAAAGUCGCGCCAACACUACUGGAGAAAUGCGAAGAGCUAGCUGCAGCAUAUGAGACGGAACUUCAGGAGAAGGAGGCUGAAUCCUUCGACGCAGAACGUGUGGUGAAGCGACGCCAAGCCGAGCUUGAAGCCGUACGAAAACAAGUAGCUGAGUUACAGGGCACAUCAAAUGGCCUACACAUUGACCUCGACGACGACGAAGCAGACCGGCUGCAAGAAGAGGAACUGCGGUUACUGGUGGAAGAAGCCGAGUCGCUCCUAGAGAUUGAACAAAAGGCCGAGCUCCGUCGACUGUGCAGUAGCAUGCCGCAACAGAAUGCCGACAACUCGCCUGUGGAUGUCACGGAAAAGAUGCGGCUAGCAUUGUUGCUACAUCGCGCGCAACUCGAGCGGAGAGAGCUGGUCAGAGAAGUUGUGGGUAAUUUGAGCGUGGCAGGUAUGAGCGAGAAGCAAGGCACAUACAAGAAGCUCAUUGCGAAAGCACUGGGCGAGCGCGAGGAAGACGUCGAGUCCAUGCUGCCUGAGAUCCUGCAAGAGCUGGAAGAGGCGGAAACACAGGAAAGGGCUGAGGGACUGGAUGGAAUGAUAACGAGUAUUUACGACCAAGAUAGCGAGCAUUUACCUCUUAAUGCUGCGGCGUGUAUCUCGAAAACAUCCGGCCGCGCUCAUGGGAUUCGUGAUGGUGGUCUCCACACGGCUAAUGCGUGUCAGUUGCUUGUGCAUGCGUGGGGUCAACGACUUUCAGAUGACCUUGCGGUCCCACCCACCUGCCAUUCGGUACUGUCACUCGCUUGCAUUCGUCGCCUUAUGCCUGAGUCCAUUCCGCUGAGGAAGAAGCCUCCGCCGCAUCCUCGUACCCUCGUCCACUCCCUCUCGGAAGACUUCAGCCUCGAGCCCCCAAACAGAAGCACCUCGCCCGUUGUUGCGUCCGGGUCCAAUUCCCGACAGCUUCCACGAACACGCUCUUCGUCGCGACAACAUCGGAAAGCGAACAGCCCGGAUAGCCCAGCCAAUUCAGAAGUCGAGUUUGACGACUGGGAUGAACACGACGCCGCCAUGCCCUCAGAUCUCAGACCCUCCAUCGACGUCAGAGAUGGACGCGCGAAUGCGCCCCUGCUAGGGCGCAAGACCGAGGACGACAGCAUGGAUGACGGCUUGUUGGGGAGGAGCACACAUCACUUCCACGAGCGGGAUCCAGAGCUGCAGGCAAAACACGAGACGCGCAAGAAGUACACCUAUGCCGCUUUCCUGCUUGCCCUGAGCUUGGUCAGCUUCACCGUACAGACAGAGACGGCCGUCUACAUCCAACAUCAGUUGAAGUGGGAGAAGCCAUACUGUAUGCUCUACAUGACCCACGGCUCCUGGGUUGUGCUCUGGCCAGCAACUCUCUUCUUGCUACGUCUCCAGCACUGGAGCGAGCCAUGGCCGACCUUCUGGCGACGACACGUCCAGCUCCUCCGCCAGACCGCCCUCAUGGUCCAGCACCAGAACCUCCACCCAACACCCCGCCAAUCCCAAGUCUCGCCUGUACGAUACAUGCUCAAGAUGACGGCCUUCAUCACAUGCGCCCUUACACUUGCUGGAGGAAGUUGGUACGUGGCUGUGAACCAGACCACAGCCAGUGACCUUACAGCCAUCUACAACUGCUCUGCCUUCUUCGCCUACGCCUUCAGUAUCCCCAUUCUCCACGAGAAGGUCCGCGCCAGCAAGAUCAUCGCCGUAGCUAUCGCUAUUGUGGGCGUCUUCGUCGUCGCAUACGGCGAUACCUCCCCCGCAAAACACGGUUCAAAGUCUGGGGGUGGGGCCGGCGGUGAUAAAGCACCCCCGUCGCAUGAAGCCGAGAAUCGCGCUUUUGGUAACCUCGUCAUUGGCAUCGGAAGUGUCUUGUAUGGUCUCUACGAAGUGCUGUACAAGAGACUUGCGUGUCCACCCGAAGGCGCUGCACCCAACAAGGGCGUUAUUUUCGCAAACCUGUUUGGAAGCUUAAUUGGUGCUUUCACUCUUGGAGUCCUAUGGAUUCCGUUGCCCUUGUUGCAUUACAUGGGCUGGGAGCUGUUUGAGUUGCCGCAUGGAGAGCAGGCGUGGAUGAUGGCUAUCAGUGUCUUGGCUAAUGCUACCUUCUCCGGAGCCUUCCUCGCGCUCAUCUCCCUCACCUCUCCCGUCCUCUCCUCUGUCGCAGCUCUCCUCACCAUCUUCAUUGUCGCGCUCGUCGAUCAGCUUCUCCCUCCGCCGCUCAACUCGCCUCUUACACCUGCUGCUAUCGUUGGCGGUCUUCUUAUUAUUGGGGCGUUCACUUUGUUAUCAUAUGCAUCAUACAAGGAGAUGGAUGAGGAAAGGAGACACAAGCUCGAGGAGGCACCUAGCGAAUUGGAUGAUUAG
Molecule: messenger RNA, 3828 nt
Organism: Alternaria burnsii
Lineage: Eukaryota; Fungi; Ascomycota; Dothideomycetes; Pleosporales; Pleosporaceae
Product: apses-domain-containing protein
Exons: 7
Coding region: 1-3828 (1275 amino acids)
Cellular component (GO): MBF transcription complex; membrane; SBF transcription complex
Molecular function (GO): protein binding; DNA binding; transcription regulator activity
Source: RefSeq, a predicted model, not a curated record